Molecule: messenger RNA, 3842 nt
Organism: Daktulosphaira vitifoliae (grape phylloxera)
Lineage: Eukaryota; Metazoa; Arthropoda; Insecta; Hemiptera; Phylloxeridae
Gene: Strump
Product: WASH complex subunit 5
Exons: 20
Coding region: 254-3736 (1160 amino acids)
Biological process (GO): endosome fission; regulation of actin nucleation; endosome organization
Cellular component (GO): WASH complex; endosome
Source: RefSeq, a predicted model, not a curated record
AUUUACUUAGCAGUCAAGUAGUCAUCAUUUUGCAGUUAUACUUCAAAUUUAUAUUUGAGUAUAUUUAGGUUUAUAAAGCAAUAAUAUUCAUUUAAAAAAAUUACCAAUCCGUUAAUCUACUUUACAAAAAUAGUGAAUUUUUACAUUAUAAUUAUAAUGUAAUAACUCAUUAUUGCAUUCUAUUUUCAUACUAAACUUGUGCUAAUAAUUUUGCAAAAUACAAAUGUUAUACAAUAUAUUAUAAAUUGUUACUAUGGAAAAUAACCCUUGUGGUUUAGCUUUACUCCAAAUUGUAUCUAGAGGUAAUGCUAUUGUUGCUGAAAUUCUGCGUCUCAAGGAUUAUAUCCCUUCAGUAUACAGGCUCAAUAAACAAGAUGUACAAAAGUAUGGUCAAAUUAUUUUAGAUUUUUCUUAUUUUAGCAAUACUAUUGAAAAUGAAAAAAAAAUUGAAUCUAAUGUGGUUUUAAAAAAUACUAAUGAAGAAUUAAAAGAGAAUAAUUUAGCUAUUAUCAACCAGUUUUAUUUUUUAUUUGAAAAUGUAUACAAAUAUAUUCAUGAUUUAAAUGAAUAUUUAGAUGAAGUUGAAGAAGGAGCUUAUAUUCAACAUACACUUGAAACCAUGUCUCUUACUAUUGAAGGAAAACAGCUUUUGUGUGAGUCGUUGUAUUUGUAUGGAGUUAUUUUAUUGUUUCUUGAUAUUUACAUUGAAGGUAUUGUAAGGGAACGUUUAUUGGUCGCAUAUCAUCGUUACAAUGCUCAACAAUAUGAUAAUGAAAAUCCUAUUGAUGAUAUUUGUAAACUUUUACGUACUACUAAAACAACUCAGGCCAAAGGACCAUCUUCUUAUCCUGAAUUUUAUUUUAAGAGAGUACCUGUCAAUCAAAAUUUAGUAGAUUUGGUUAUUGGAAGAUUAAGAUCCGAUGAUAUUUAUAAUCAACUACCAUCAUAUCCUAAUCCAGAUCAUAGAAGUACUGCACUUUCGGGACAAGCAGCUAUGUUGUUUGUAUGUUUAUUUUUUAAAUCAAAAACGUUACACGAGGAAUCAUCAAUAAUGAGAGAAAUUGUGGAUAAAUUCUUUCCAGAUAAUUGGGUGGUUAAUAUCUACAUGGGUGUAACCAUAAAUAUAAUCGAUUCUUGGGAAACUUUUAAAGCAGCAAAAAUUGCUAUAUCCAAUACUAUUCAAACAGGAGAUAUAAAUCGUUUAAUUAGUUCACGUUCAGCUGAACUUGAGAAAAUUACUAUUGAAAUAAAAAAGGUACUUAAUUAUCCUAACAUAGAAAAGAAAAUAAUGGAUAAUACCAAUGCUAUUAUGAAUCUUUGUCGAAACUGCAACGUCUCCUUAAGAUGGUACAUUUUACACACUACUACUGUUCAUCUUUUGUCUGAAAAUAGUAAAAAAAGUAAGCAAAUCCACGAUUUAAUUAAUAGUCAAAGUUCUUACAGUGACUUAUUAAUUUUUGAGUUAUUAAUUACAACAUCAGAAUUUGAACUGAACAUAAAAGAAACUUUUAAAAGUUUAUUAGAAGAAAAAGAAGCAAGAUGGUUGAAUAGAAAACAAAAAUGUGUUGAUCGUAUGAAUGAAAUGUCUGAAAUAUUUUCAGGAUUGACAAAUUUGUCUAGAAUUCAAAAAAAUGAAAACUUACAAAUUUGGUUUUUGAAUAUUGGAAAACAAAUUGAAAAAAUUACAAUGGAUAACGAAUUAGUAACUAGUAGAAAAAUUACACAAAUAAUAAAAGCAUUAGAAGAAGUACAAGAAUUUCAUCAGCUCUCAAAUAAUUAUCAAGUUAGCCAAACUAUAAAGGAUACUCAUAAUUAUCUCCGUGAAAUGAUAAAAACUAUCAACGUAAAGGAUAAUAUUUUAAUAGAUCUUCAAAUUGUUGGAGAUUUUAGUUAUGCGUGGUAUCAUAUUGAUAGAUUUACAAAUUUAAUGCAAAAUAAAAUUAAAAAAGAGCCUGGAUUAGUACUUAGACUUCGUGCAAUGUUUUUGAAAUUAGUAUCGUGCAUGGAAGUUCCAUUAAUUCGUAUUAAUCAGUGUGGCAGUGAAAAUUUAAUGACUGUUAGCAAAUACUAUUCACAUGAAUUAAUUGAAUACAUACGUAAAGUAUUGCAUAUUAUACCUGAAACAAUGUUUAAAUAUAUGACUGAAAUUGCUCAUUUACAAACUAAUGUUAUUAAAGAAAUACCUACUAGGCUUGAUAAAGAUAAACUUAAUGACUAUGCUCAACUAGAGGAAAGACUUAAGGUAGCGAAACUUACACAUUUAGUAUCAGUUUUGACAGAAGGUGUGUUAUGUAUGAAGAGUACUUUGGUUGGAGUAGUAGAAAUUGAUCCAAAACAACUUUUAGAAGAUGGAAUAAGAAAAGAACUUGUUCAACACAUUGCAGUUGCGUUACAUAAUGGUCUUAUAUUUAAUUCAAAAGCAAAGACAAGUGAACUUUUAACUAAACUCGAUGUACUUGGAAACACAAUGGCUGGUUAUCGACGUUCUUUUGAAUAUAUUCAAGACUAUAUUGGAAUAUAUGGCUUGAAAAUUUGGCAAGAGGAAUUAAGCAGAAUUAUUGGUUUAAAUGUUGAAAUGGAAUGCAACAGUUUUAUGCAAGAAAAAAUUUUAGACUGGCAAAGUGUGUAUCAAAGUAAAAUUGUACCUGUUCCUUCAUUUCCACCUUGUGAUAAUCAAUCAAAAACUUUUAUUGGUCGACUUGCCAGAGAACUAAUUCGCAUAACUGAUCCAAAAAUAGCAGUUUACAAAGAACAGACAACAGCUUGGUAUGAUUAUAAAACAAAUGAAGAAAUCAUUAACAUUAGAUUUUAUUCUAGUAUAACUAAUUCAAUAAGUAUUUGUGGACUGACUGGAUUAGACAAACUUCUUGGAUUUAUGAUAAUUACCGAACUUAAAAAAAUUUUGGAAUUUUUACAAAGUAAUGUUUUGAAAGAUAAAGAUUGGCUAUAUACACUAGGUACUAUUGCAAAGGACUUAAUAUCUAAUGAUGGGAUUAUUAGUAAUCCAGUUAGAACUUAUCAAAAACAUUAUUCAAAACUCCAGAAAAUAUUACCAUCAAUUUUGGAGUCAAUUAUGAAGAUAGGACAACUUCAAAUAAUUCGAAAACAAAUAUUUUUUGAACUUGAAGUGUCAUGUAAAUUAAAUGCUAAAAAUGUAUUUGACUGUUUAUAUACAAUGAAUAAGGCUGUAUUAAAUGAGAUUAAAAUACAUUUUAGAAAUCCAAAUAACAAACCAUAUCCAAACAGUGAUAAUCCAUUAUUAUCAGAAUUAAGUAAAAUGAUGGAUUGGGCUGGAAUAGGAAAUCCAUACUCUAAAAUUUAUAUCACAACUUCUAGCUCUCAAUAUAUUUCAUUAAUAACUUUUUUGUUCACAAUUGCUCAAUUCUCUAAAUUGCAUUAUUCGGAUGUUUUAGCUUUACUUUCUUGGAAAAAAAAUGGCGAUCCUGUUGAUGGAGCACCAUUGUACAUAGGUGUACAUACAUUAUUAAAACAAUUUCACCCUGAAAUUGGAUACCAAUACCUAGAAUAUUUAGCUCAAUAUUUCAAAUCUUUAAUUAAUUACUCUACUAAGUCGAUUGAAAAACUUGAUAUACCAAAUGAAUACUACGUAACACAGUUCUUCGUCGAGAGAUACAUGUUUAUUGGCGAAAUAAAUCAGCAAGUAUUUUUAGACAUGGUUCCACAUUAUUUAACUAAUACUCUUGAUCAUUUAAAAAAUAUAUCGUCAAAGACUUAAAUUUAAAAAAAAAUGUAUACGUUAUUUAAUUUAAAAUAUUUAUCAUAUAUCUAUACUUAUUGUUAAUUAAAAAAAAAAAAGUUAUUUUUUAAAUUAUACUGAAAAA